This is a messenger RNA of Terrapene triunguis (Three-toed box turtle), 1385 nucleotides long. Its product is annotated as histone-lysine N-methyltransferase 2D-like. Gene Ontology annotation, cellular component: MLL3/4 complex. Gene Ontology annotation, biological process: positive regulation of transcription by RNA polymerase II. Gene Ontology annotation, molecular function: histone H3K4 methyltransferase activity; histone binding; transcription coactivator activity. The record is from RefSeq and is a predicted model, not a curated record. The transcript has 10 exons. The annotation marks the transcript as partial. Lineage: Eukaryota; Metazoa; Chordata; Testudines; Emydidae.
UCUGGGAGGGACGGCAGGAGACGGGAUGGAUGAUCGGAAACCGCCCAGCCAGGCCAAAGACUGUGAGGUGCCAGCCGACGGGGGUGCGUUUUCGGAAGAGCGGGGUGGCACGGAAGGAGACCCCCUGAAGCCGCCGGAAGGGGCCCCCACUGCCCAGGAGCCGGAAGCCAAGGAGCCGCCCCAGGCCUGCAGCGCCCUGCCCAGGCGUUGCGCCCUCUGCAACUGCGGCGAGUGGCGCCUGCAUGGGCAGGGGAAGCUCCAGCGUUUCGAGCCGGCGCCCGACUGGACUGAGCGUCUCUCCGGGCUGCCGGCCGGGAGGGGCCCUGGCGAGACUCUGGCCCCUGGGGGCGACCUGUCCCUGAUCGGCUUCGCGGAGGGGGUGUCGCCAGGAGAGCUCUUCGAGCCAACGGGGCACUGCUGGGCCCACCACUGGUGCGCUGCCUGGUCGGCGGGGGUGCAGCGGCAGGCCGGAGCUGGGCUGAGCAACGUGGACAAAGCUGUUUUCUCAGGGAUCUCGCAGAAAUGUGAACACUGUCAGAGGAUGGGUGCUACCAUUCAGUGCCACUCGGAGGGGUGUCCGCGGCACUACCACUUCCCGUGCGCGGCGGCCAGCGGCUCCUUCCAGUCCAUGAAAACCCUCUGGCUCCUGUGCCCGGAGCACGUGACCGAGGCAGUGCAGAUGGAGGACUCGCGAUGCAUGGUUUGCGAUGGGCCGGGGGACCUGCGCGACCUGCUCUUCUGCACCAGCUGCGGGCUGCACUACCACGGCACCUGCCUGGACGUCCCCGUCACGCCGCGCAAGCGCUCUGGCUGGCAGUGUCCCGAGUGCAAAGUCUGCCAAACAUGCAGACAGCCCGGCGCGGACUCCAUGAUGCUGGUGUGCGAGGCCUGUGACAAGGGCUACCACACGUUCUGCUUGAAGCCGGCCAUCGAGAGCCUUCCCACGGACUCCUGGAAGUGCAAGAACUGCCGGGUGUGCUCUGACUGUGGGUCACGGCCGGCGGCGCUCGACCCCGGGUGCCACUGGUAUGAGAACUACUCGGUGUGUGAAGGGUGUCAGCGGCACCGGAACGCGGCGGGAGGCACCGAUGCCGCGCGGCGCUGCCAGAGCUGCCAGAAGCCCUUGCCCCCGGAUGGCAGCGACGUGGCAGGGGGUUCCACCUGCCUGGCGUGUCAAGGGCAGCAGAAGCACACGCAGCCAGACGGGGCCGUGCCCCAGGAAGAGAUGCCCUCGGGGUGUGAAGCCAAACCACUAGGUCCCGCUCCAGAGGCGGAGGAGCCGGAGGAGGCGCCAGACCCGGCAGCACCUGCCAAGGACGAGGCGACAGAGCCGACACCCCCCGAGACGGCCCCUGAACCACCAGCCCUGCCCCCAGCCCCCCCAG